Messenger RNA from Cottoperca gobio, 2003 nucleotides. RefSeq lists its product as uncharacterized. The record is from RefSeq and is a predicted model, not a curated record. The transcript has 8 exons. NCBI's taxonomy places the organism in Eukaryota, Metazoa, Chordata, Actinopteri, Perciformes, Bovichtidae. The coding region runs from base 71 to 1129 and encodes 352 amino acids.
UCUCACACACUGAAACUUCAGGCUUAGAUCCGCAGCAGCAGCUCAGCAGUUUGAUACUUUUCAUCUGAAAAUGUUCUGUUUCAUGACCUUCUGUGAAGUUGUGUUCCUGCACACGGUUCUGAUUCAUUGCAGUGGAAACUACACAGUGAUCCAGUUUUCAGUCCCGAAGGAUCACCACAUCUGUCUGCAGUGUGGUGGAUCUGACAGCUCUGAUGUAAUCUGGACUCAUCAGGACCGGAAGGUUCUGGUGUCCCGACAGGGCCGCUACGAGACCAACAAGGACCACCAACGCUACCAGCUGGUUUCUGACGGUGGCCUCUGCCUCCUGCGGCUCGACGACUCUGACGGCGGGAAGUUUGAAUGUAACCAGCAGCUGGUGGCCGAGCUGCAGCUGCUAACAGGCCAGGACUUCAGGGUGUCUGCAGGUCGUACGCUGCUUCUUCCCUGCAGCAAUUCCUCCAAAGUAAAAAAGAAGUGGUUCCACCGGAGGGGAGGAGGGAGGUGGGAGGCCAUCCUCACCCAGUUCAGAAACGGUACAGUGAAACCAAAGAGGAGCCGGCUCAGCCUCGGGAACGAUGCCCUGCAGAUCCAAGACCUGCAGCCAGAGGACACUGGAGAGUAUCUGUGUAACGGAGUUCCGCAGGCCAGACUCACCAUCCUGACAGUGCAGCCAGAGACGACCAGCUUCCACCCAACCACCAGUACAACUGCAACAGCUGCCGUCAUGGACACAGAUGAAGUGGACAUAAAGAAGAGACCUGAGAAUGUCCUGCUGAUGCUUGCUGUUGUCGGCUUUGGGUUGAUGAUCCUCCUCAUGGCCGUCGUCUGUGUUUUACUGACCAUCAUGAAGUGCAGGAGGAAUAAGAAACACAGAUGUGCAGCACAGAUGCAGGAAGACACGGAGCUGCAGCCGUGGAAGAAGUCCAACACACAAACUGAGUGUGAGGUUUACGAGAGUCCGUCUCUGGCGGAGGAGACUAUCCAUUAUGCCUCUCUGGGCCGCCAGAACUGGAGGGAGAGACCCAGCAGGACUCCACCGGACCAGAGCGACCACAACGUCAUCUACUCUUCUGUCAUCACCGGACCGGCUGCCAAACAGAAACGACCUCUGCUGCAUCCUGCCCUCUAACAUAUCUAGGGCAACGAAAUGUUAUAUAUGAAACCUUAUUCUUAACCAUACAUAUGCAUGUGAUUAACACUGAUUUACAUAUUGUGUAUUGUUAUUUUUUUCACUUAACUUUAUUGUUAACAACACUUAAGAACUACAUUCAUAACGCAUAUAUUUCAAGGAAUUGUUUAACAUUUUGAGAAUUAGGCGUACUCGUUUUCUUGUGAGGGAGAAGAUUGAUACCAAAACCACAAUUGUCAUUUUGGCACUUUUUGUACGAGGUGCUUGUCGGCGGAUUUUGGUACUUUUUGAUUUUGGACGGAGCCAAGCAGGUUUCUCCUUGUUUGCAGUGUUUAUGCUAAGCUGAACUAACCGGCUGCUAGCUUCUAUUAUAAUGGUUAUCUUUUUGUAGGCUUAAGUUCACUACUAGAACGUUUUACUGACAAACAAACGUUUCAAACUUACAAGAAUUUUCUUCAGCUCUUAAAAAAAAAAAAGGUUUGAUAAACACCAUUUUUAAAUUUGACUGUUUGAAUUUGAGUUAUUAUUAGUAAUUCACUGAUCUCACUGUAGUUUUCAGUAUUUUAUUUCAUUUUGUAAAAGAUUAUUUGCAAUGAAAACGAUUGCUUGAUUUUCCUGAGAAAUUUGGAGAUUGUUCAAAUUUAUUCAACUGUUUUAGCACCAAAACAACUUUAUCAAAUCAGUGCGUAAAAAGUGUCUUUCACUCUUCUUUGUUCCUCUUGAAUCUGAAAAUAUGAGCCAGAAGGUAGUAUUGCACAAGUCAUUAUCAGUAAUAACCCUGAUCAAAUGUUUUUAAUUUAAUGUUCUACAUUUGUGUUCAGGACGUGUUUGUGUAUAACAAGCAUUUAAUAAAUGACGGGUUUUAAGAAUUCAA